Messenger RNA from Dinoponera quadriceps, 3633 nucleotides. It is a transcript of the gene Smg5, whose product is annotated as protein SMG5. The record is from RefSeq and is a predicted model, not a curated record. Gene Ontology annotation, cellular component: telomerase holoenzyme complex. Gene Ontology annotation, biological process: nuclear-transcribed mRNA catabolic process, nonsense-mediated decay. Lineage: Eukaryota; Metazoa; Arthropoda; Insecta; Hymenoptera; Formicidae. Bases 218 to 3235 code for a protein of 1005 amino acids. The transcript is spliced from 8 exons. Gene Ontology annotation, molecular function: telomeric repeat DNA binding; protein binding; telomerase RNA binding.
GAUUGCCGCUAUGAUAGGCAUUUCGUCUGUAGCAGUCGAAGGAAGAGGAGGAGAAGGAGGAAAACACUUUACGGGCCGCGUGCAACAGUGACGACGUGCGUCGAACGUGGGCGAAUGUUGAGCUUCCUCAGCGUACGGAGAAGAUGCGCGUGUCAGGAGACCGCGGGGAAAUGAGUAACGACGAGUCGGCCGGAACGUGGGUCAUGAAUCGUACAAAAUGAGGAGAACGUGUAAUGCCCCGGUGGAGGCCCGGACAGCGGACAACCUCGAAGCCACAAGACGUUUGCAUAGGAGUGUGACUGAGAUCGCCAAGAGAUUGGAAGAACAGAAAAAUCGUGCUCUAACAGUAUGCGAUAUAUUUAUCCCAUCUGUGGAGGUUCUACGUGUGAAGUUGAAGGAUUACUGCGAGAGAUUGAUACUGAAAGACCCCGUUGGGAAUGCGCGCAAAACGGAGGAGUUGCUGUGGAGGAAGGCGUUUUACGAUGUUGUUUAUGCAGCUAAAAAAUUGCGCAAGGGUAACCAGUGGAAUGAAUCGGAGAAAGCAUUGCUGUCGGUACAUCUGGCAGUGGGCGUGGGAUAUUACCAUCAUCUGAUAUUGAGACUGCAAUCCGAAUAUGAUCUGGACCUUGUCGGUAUCAUUGACUUUGCUUUCACUCGUUUCGAAAGCAUUUCGUCAUACGCAAGAUUUAAGAUGUUGCAAGCUAAGCCAACUUACACCAAAGAGGUCAAACAAUGGGUCAUGCGCUUGAUCCAUCGAAGUCUGGUGUGCCUUGGAGACCUGACCAGGUACAAAUUAGAAUUAGAUUCAGACUGGGAUCCAAUGAUAGCCAACAGAUAUUACAAAAUGGCUAUAGCCAUCGACCCGAACAUCGGAAUGCCUCAUAAUCAACUUGGUACUAUCGCGGGCAGCAAAAACUACGGUCUGGAUGCCGUCUACCAUUACAUGAGAUGCUCCUUGUGUCCCGAGCCGUUUGAAGGAGCUGAGGGAAAUUUAAAGAGGACUAUAAUAACCAAUUCCACCUGUACGGACGAGAACAAUCUGGCCCAUCAUUGUGUAUCGCGAUUAUUUUCUCUGUUGCAUUUGUGGGAUUACGACAAUCCGAAUUCGGACAAGAUUAAUCAAGAAUGUCAGGAUCUCUUGACUGACAUCGAGAAUUGUUUGUCGAUGGAGCAAUCUGAGGCGCAAAACCCGAGUUCUCUUGAAAACGCGGAUAACAUAGAGAUAUAUCUACAAAAUUGCAAGAGCAAACCAACGUUAUACCUAACGGACGACAUGGUAUUUAAGAUCGUGACAAUAUGUUUAAUGUCAAUUUCUAGAUUAAAGAGCAGAGAGUCGAGCGAGGUACAGGGUGUCGUUGCUAUUACUCUAGCGAUACUGUCGCAACUGCUGCAAUUUACAAUAACGAAACUGCAAGAAUUGGUCGUAGAAACGGCAGUGCCGGACGUUGAGUUCGCUAACGCAAAUUCUUACUCCUCGAAGCUCAAAAACGCGUUGAAGAAAGAGACAGAGAACAACGGAGAUCACAUGCCGGGCGAGAACUCCGCCUCGAACCAAGACAAUAAUAUAUCGAAUUUAAUAAAGCAGAGCGAGCGCGCUAUCGAGAAAGCGAAAUCGCCGGACAACAACGGAGUCGCGAACAACGAGGCGCCCAAGAAGACUCGCGACAAGUCCAAGAAUCUCCUGAGCAAACUGCGCAGGCGAAAGAGACGAACGAGUUCCGAUUCGGACGUGAGCGAUACGGAGCAGCCGGUGCUGGCGUCGUCCAGCGACGAGAUGCACUCCGAGACGGAGGAGGAUGACGCUCUGUCGGAGGACGCUCUUUCGGACGACAAUACGGACGACGAGGAGCUGUUGUCCGGCGAAAAGGUGUCGAAGGAGGGCAUGAAGAACGGCCACGUUGCUGCCGAUUGUAAAACGGAGAACAACGAUCAGCUGGUCAACGGCGAGAAGGCGGACGAGCAAGCGGACUCGAGAGCUGUCAGCGAGCUGGAUUCCGUGACGAAUUCAGCCGGUAGCGCCGUAACCAUCACGACGAACGCCGAUUCCACCAGCGGCACCUUCGAAGAUAGCAGCAUCGCCUACGUGGCGCAGUCGAAGAAGCAGAGCCUGAAGCCGCACGAUAUCCUGAAUCUGAUGCUCGGCAAAGAGAUCCUCGCGUCCAUCAAAGUGUGCUUCGACUGGCUGCGGAGCAACCCCGACAUCGUGAGGAUAUGCGCCAAGAGCUCGCGGACGUUGCUGAAGCGCGUGACGAUCCUGCUGAAUCUGAUCAACGUGGACGGCGAGGCGUUCGUGCGCAAGAACGAGGACUCGGCGAUCCUGUCGAGCGCGGAGAGGCUGCGGGAGUGCGCGAAGACGGUGCCGUUGCCGGAGGACAGCGAUCUCAAGGGUCUGACUUUGCUGGAGGAGGCGCAUCGGUCCCUCGACUGGUGCGUACUGCACAAACACAAAAUGAGUAAGAGAGAGGAGACGUUGCUGAGGAUGUUGAAGCUGCUCGAGUUCGGGCAUCACCUGAGCGCCGUCGAGGAGUCGGGCGUGCGAUACGACCUCGUCGCACGACUGUUCGUCGCGAGCGACCACAGCCCGUCGAACGCCCCGAAGCCGGUGGGUUUCGACGAGAAGAACUUCAGCAUGGAACAUCCGAGAGGCAAGCUCAUGAGGCACAUGGGUAAGCUCUGGCUGAAGGCGGAAGUGCGUGCUCUGGAAAGCCGCUUGCACUUCCGGCUGAUGUCACCGUACCUGGUGCCUGACCACGAAGCUUUGGCCAAGCACACGCCGACCCUGAAGCGCCUGGUGUACGCGAAGAAAUUCGUAGUGGUGAUCCCCGCGGCUGUUGUCUCAGCGUUGGACGAAGUGAAACGCACCAGCGGGCAAGCAAGAGAGGCGACGCGAUGGCUGGAGACUCAGUUGAGACGUGGAUCGAGAUUCUUACGGGCGCAGAGACCUCACGAGCAUCUGGCGCUGCCACUGAUCAAAGGACCAAGACCAAAAGAUAAGGAGGCCUGGUUGUUCUUUCAAAUCAUAGAGUGUUGCCAUUUCCUCACCCAGCAGGCGAAGGUCGGUUUCACCGGCGACGGGGAGGCGCCGGUCGUGACUCUCUUGACCGGAUGCAAUCCGGACGAGAGGAAGGCUCUGACUUUUAGUCCCGACGGAUUAGCGAAAAGUGCAGGUGUUAAUCUCGAGCACAUCGAAUCGUUUCAAACCAAGUGGAAGUCGUCGAGCAAGAGCCACGGUUGAGCCACGUCCCCGCUCCUUGCGUGAUCAUUCACUGUUGUUCUCACCUCGGAGGGAAAAUCGACGACGACUCAAAGCGAAGUCGUAUGGGAGCGUGUCCGACCGGACACACCCGGAUUCGAUCGGGCGAUCGACGACAAAGAGAAAGAGAGAGAGAGAGAAAGAGGAGGGGUUGGAAACCCACGCGCAUGAAAACAGAAAAUCAAUCGAUCGAGUUGUGCACGACGGCGAGUUGUUCGGUGACGAAAUCUGUGCCGAUGUCCGAAUGUCCUUUCCCGCAGCGCAUACAGAAGAGUUUUAAGUAACGAAACGACAUUUUUCCUCUCUUUCUAACUAUUCAUAUUGCCAUUUAUGUUUGAAAGAAUUGUAUUUUUAAGUAAACGGUUUUUUAAAUAACCACA